This is a messenger RNA of Lepus europaeus (European hare), 4146 nucleotides long. It is a transcript of the gene FUNDC1, whose product is annotated as FUN14 domain containing 1. NCBI's taxonomy places the organism in Eukaryota, Metazoa, Chordata, Mammalia, Lagomorpha, Leporidae. Gene Ontology annotation, biological process: autophagy of mitochondrion. The record is from RefSeq and is a predicted model, not a curated record. Bases 118 to 585 code for a protein of 155 amino acids. The transcript has 5 exons. Gene Ontology annotation, cellular component: mitochondrial outer membrane.
AAGGAGAGGAGGGAAAAAGAAACCAUAGACGUCUACCUCGGCCUAGAGCGGCCCUUACAGUGCUGGGGGAAAGGAGGGCGGGCGGGGACCACCCCAGAACAGGCCGCCGGCGGUAUCAUGGCGACCCGGAACCCCCCUCCCCAAGACUAUGAAAGUGAUGACGACUCUUACGAAGUGUUGGAUUUAACUGAGUAUGCAAGAAGACACCACUGGUGGAAUCGAGUGUUUGGCCACAGCUCGGGACCUAUGGUAGAAAAAUACUCAGUAGCUACCCAGAUUGUAAUGGGUGGCGUGACUGGCUGGUGUGCAGGAUUUUUGUUCCAGAAAGUUGGAAAACUUGCAGCAACUGCAGUGGGUGGUGGUUUUCUUCUCCUUCAGAUCGCCAGUCACAGUGGCUAUGUGCAGAUUGACUGGAAGAGAGUUGAAAAAGAUGUCAACAAAGCAAAAAGACAGAUUAAGAAACGAGCAAAUAAAGCAGCACCUGAAAUCAACAAUAUAAUCGAAGAAGCAACCGAAUUUAUCAAACAGAACAUUGUGAUAUCCAGUGGCUUUGUGGGAGGCUUUUUGCUAGGCCUUGCCUCUUAAGGACAUGAAGGUUCUACCACAGUGGAUUCAAAUGUGAGAAGAGAAGUGGAGGCGACGGGAUGCUCUCUCAAAGUACGUGCUGCCACAGUCUCCCAGGCAAGGAGAACCAACUAGCUGGACAAAACUGAACUCACAACUUAGCAUCUUGCCAUCUGAAGCUUGACAAACUAGUAUCUGCUGUAAAACAACCUAUGUGGUAUGUGAAUAAUAGUAUUCCUGAGCAAGACAUGGCUUUCAUUACUUUUUAAAAAUUUGUGUCUCUUUAGAAACUAGCCUAUAAAAUAUCACCAUUACAUGUAGAUUUGAAGAGAAAAAAGAAUCUGUUGGACUUGUUGCCCAGUGUUAGCCUCUGUUUAAAUAAGGUGUUAUUCAUUGUGCUUUACAGUAUAGUACUGAUAAUUAAAAUUGUAUUAUAGCUUCAAUAGUAAGGCUUUUCGUUUUUAAAGAUAUCCUUGCAAUAAACUGAAGAACCACAAUGCCCUUGUGUGGAAGGCUUUAGAAAUAAUAGAAUUAUUAAAGAUGUUAAAUAGAUUCUGCUGAUGGAAUCAAAAACCAAUUUUUAGGUUUUUUUUGCAAUUCUUAACUUUGCUUAUUUAAUAACUGUACAUUUCAAAGAAGGCUCUUCUAAGGAAAGGUAAAACAUGGUCUAAAGCUCUUUGUCCUUUUUUGAUGUCUGUCAUUUUUAAAAUAUCUUCUUGUGUGUCAGCUUCUAAUUUGUUUUAUUUGUCUACAGCCUGAGUCAGACUCAUUAGUUUGAGGGUACAUAUAGUUGGGCCAUUGGUUUAGACUAUUAACUUUGAAAACACCUCCAUUUUCAUUCUGAAAAUCCUAAUUAGUUUGGCCCCUUCACCAAGAGGUAAAAAUCACUUUAAAAGAUUUAGUAGUGUAGUAUGAAUUUACUUUCUUAAGAACUUUAAUUUUCUGCAUUAACCAUGGCAUUGUAGGAGAAUUGUCUCCUUGAUCUAGUCUGAGAUGUAACUACCAAGGCUUUCAGGCUUUUGGUAGCAUUAUGUUACUUGAACACUAGACCAGUUUACUUGUUUCUCAGGGCCAAUGUCACACUCUCUAAAAGGUUCCUUUGCCCAAAAAAAGCUUUCUGGAUUUUAGUUUUGUCCACAUAGUUCUAGGUUGAAAUUAGGGAAGAAGGUAGAGAGCAAUGUAAAUUGGAGUCUUUAGACUGAAAAGAGACUUGGCAGGUAUUCAGACCAUGUACUUGUCAUAGGGAAUUCCCUAGUCUCUUUUGUGUAUUGUAAACAUACAACAUUUCAUACUUUCUCAUUAUCACGAGACUCCUUAAAAUUAAAUGUGAACUCAAAUUUAUUUAUUUAUUCUCAUUAGUGCCUCAGAUACAAUGCUGAAUAAAUCUCAGACUUUCUUAAUAUGAAGUGCUUUUGCUUAUAAAUACUUGUUGGUUCUUCUUCAAGGCUAUCUCUUUCUAGUUUGCUAAGCUUUUCUUGGCUGUGGAUGAAAAGGGACAAAUAUUCACGAGUCUGGUCAAGUCACUUUAGGUAGAACCUUUACCAUGCUUCUGUGCACCACACCUGUCUGAUGUGAUACAGUGAAGCAGGCUACAAUGGAAAGCUCUUAUAGCUGGCUCAGUUUGUUCAGUUUGAAAAUGCUCAUGUGUGUUCUGCGCAUGAUUCACUCAGAAAGGGUGUGAGGGGGUACAACAUGUCUGCCCUCAAGCUUUCAAUUGAAUAGAUAUCCAGAUAUUCUUAUGAAGAAUUUUGUAAUAAUACUAGAAUAUGAGGACCUGACAAGUGAGGGGUACCUGGAAAGAUAGGUACUUUGAGAGUCCUUAUAUAGAAAUGAAAACUUUGAGAGAUAGCACUUUAUUUAUUUAUUUUGCUAUUGUAACUUCUUUUUAGAAUAUUUACAAGAAUAGUCACUCUUUUGUUUUAGCCUUAAGUCAAUAAAAAGUUUUAUUUGAAAAACAGACUUGGGGCUAGCACUGUGGCGUAGUAGGCUAAGCCUCUGCCUGCAGUGCUGAUUCAUGUCCGAGCUGCUCCUCUUCCAAUCCAGCUCUCCUUAUGGCCCGGGAAGGCAGUAGAAGAUGGCCCAAGUGCUUGGGCCCCUGCACCGGCAUGGGAGACCCAGAAGAAACUCCUGGCUCCUGGCUUUGGCCUGCCCUAGCCCUGGCCAUUGUGGCCAUUUGGGGAGUGAGCCAGCAGAUGGAAGCCUUUUCACUUGCUUGCUCUCUCUUUCUCUAUCUCUCUGUAGUUCUACCUUUCAAAUAAGUAAAUAAAUCUUAAAAAAAGGACUUUUCUAGCUAUUGCAAAUGGAAUCUACUCAAAUUGGAUUUUGACUGUUUUUUCCUUUUUACAUUUUUCUCAAGCACUCAGUGAAUAAUGUAUCAUCAAACUUAAAGAGAGUGUCCAAACAGAAUUUCUCUCUUGCCAAGGCAAAUAAUCAAUCAGUUCUCUAGCCAGUGGGAUUAGAGCAUGUCAGUGAGACAAUAGCAAGAACCUUGGCUGCGUUGUACAUCUCACAAGAAAUGAAUUCAUCUGCCGAAUCAUUUGAUUCAGAAAACUUCUUUAGUAGAACAUGAUCACAGCAUCAGAAUGUGUUACUUUGGCAAGAAAGAAAUGAGCUUUACUUUUUUUUUUUUUUUAAAGAUUUAUUUAUUUAUUUGAAAGAGUUACACAGAGAGAGAAGGAGAGGCAGAGAGACAGAGAGAGAGGUCUUCCAUCUGCUGGUUCAUUCCCCAAUUGGCUGCAGUGGCUGGAGCUGUGCCGAUCUGAGUUAGGAGCCAGGAGCUUCUUCCAGGUCUCCCACGUGGGUGCAAGGGCCCAAGGACUUAGGUCAUCUUCUGCUGUUUACCCAGGCCAUAGCGGAGAGCUGGAUUGGAAGAGGAACAGCCGGGACUUGAACUGGUGCCCAUAUGAGAUGCUGGCACUGCAGGCGGCAGCUUUACCCGCUAUUCCACAGCACCAGCCCCUGUUUGCUGUUAACAGCAGUAAACCAUUUUCCUGUUAGUCACUAUGAUAUCUUUCAGGUGAUAUUUUCUCUCUGGGUUAAACAUAGAUCUAAAAUAUUAUCAGAACUAACCACAAAAGGUAUCAAAUGAGCUCUCUGAUCCAAGCCAUUGAUCAGUAAAUAACUGGAAGCCCAAGAAUUUGCUACUUUUCAACAAAGUCAUAUAUUAGUCAUGUGAAUUAUUUCAUCUUACACCCUAAUAAAAGGAUUACCAAGUAAGGUCUGAAGAAUGAUGACUUGGGCUGACACUGUUGCUCAGCAGGUUAAAAUCCUGGUCUACAGUGCUAGCAUCCCAUAUUGGUGCCAGUGUGAGUUCUGGCUACUCUACUUACAAUCCUGCUCCCUGCUAAUGUACCUGGGAAAGCAGGGAAGGAUGGCCUAAGUCCUUGGGUCCUUGCACCACCUUGGAGACCUGGAAAAAGCUCCUGGCUCCUGGCUUUGGCCUCACCUAGCCCUGGCUGUUGCAGCAUAUUGGGAGUAACCAGAAGAUGGAAGACCGCUCUCGCUCUCGCUCUUGCUCUUUCUCUUUCUCCCUCUCUCUGUAACUCUGUCUUUCAAAUAAAUAAAAUAAUCUUUCUUAAAGAA